AUAAUACCAAACGGGCCUCUAAUCUGUGCAACAACUCAAUAUAGAAAGAGACUUUUAACCAACUACAAAACACUGUUUUGGAUUGAAUUUUCAACAUUUUUACGCCAAUGAGCAGGUUAAACUCUAGUUUAACCGGUACCUCCUCCUAUUGCAAGUGUUAGGUGAAGGGAGGUGGUGGUUUAAGACUUAUUGAGUGUUUGUUAACGUAUCAAUCAAAAAAAUUCUCUAUUUUUUAAAUUUUUUGCAAAAACAAACUGCAACCUCUCUUAUCAAAUAAGUAAUGCUUCUGAAGUAGAACUUUGUCAUUUGUGAAUCCUAGCAUGGAGCCACACUCCUUCCAAUGUGAUCACAAUUCAGAUACAAAAUGUUUCGAAAUACAACUCGGCAAAUUGUAACUUGCAAAUUUAAGCUUUGGGCAGCUGUGUAUACGCUACCCGGCCUGCCUCUGUGAUUUUCUAUGGAAGUCUUAGCAUGAUUAGAAAAUUUUGGAUGAUUUGGUUUUAUCAAAAGCAUGCUUCAUAUUCCUAUUGAUGCAUGGGCUUGAUCUCAUCCAUACGCAAACCGAGUAUUGCUAGGGACACACCCCAACUCACACCAUGCUUGUGUUAACUCUUAAUUGGAUUUCAGCUUUUUCAAAUACAAGUGAUGAACUUAUGUGAAAGUGUUAAAAUCUAAUCAAGAGUUGACACAUGAGCAGGGUAUGGGUUGGAGUGUGUCCCUAAUAUUACUCGAACAAAAGCCAUUGAUUUGAGAGAAUAAUACACGUUUCAAUCCAAUCAGAAACCUUCUGAAAAGUUUUUCAGUUUUGAACGAAAAGAUAGGACAGUUUUGAGCACUUUAUCCCCUAACUUGCAAGAUAUCGUGUCUUAGAGCCUCAAGCAACAUAACCAGCUCGUCACCUUUCAUAAACAAGCAAAAUAACGUGAUUGGCACAUAGACUGUAGAAAGAAAGAAACAGAACACAUGCAAAAUAGAUGUAAGACCUCUAAAAGAAUCUCACCUUUUACGCAUUCAUUAUUAUGAUUAAAGCUCUGAAGAGUUAGGAGCCUAGGACCCUAUUUUAACUCAUCCUAUACCACAGCGUAUUGUAUAUAAAGGUCAUGGUUAUAUUGAUAGAAAAUACCAAACAGCUUCAUCAAUAAAAACUCUCUAAUCACAUCCUUUUAAUUGUUCUUCAUAUGUAUAUUUAGUAUCCAAGCAUUAUGAAUUUGGGGAAGUUUUUCUUGGUUUCUCUUUCCUUAGCUCUACUUUUGGUGCUGGCCAAGGGCAUCGACUUCAAAGAGGAGGAUUUAGCUUCCGAAGAGAGACUCUGGGAAUUGUAUGAGAAGUGGAGGAGCCAUCACACUGCUUCUCAGGACCUCAACGAGAAGCAUAAGCGUUUCAAUGUGUUUAAGGAGAACGUGAAGCAUGUUCACAAAGUGAACAAGAUGAAUAAGCCUUACAAGCUGAGACUGAAUAAGUUUGCAGAUAUGACUAACCAUGAAUUUGCAAGUUCCUAUGCCAGUUCAAAGGUUAGCCAUCACAGGAUGUUCCAAGGUAUCCGACAAGUGACUGGUUUCAUGCAUGAGAAGAUUGACAAUCUUCCAACCUCUGUUGAUUGGAGAAAACAAGGAGCAGUUACCGGUGUCAAGGACCAAGGCAAAUGUGGUAGCUGCUGGGCAUUUUCAACUGUAGUUGCAGUUGAGGGAAUCAACCAAAUCAAAACAAAGGAGUUAGUCCCUCUGUCUGAGCAGGAGCUGGUUGAUUGUGAUUCUAAAAACAAUGGUUGUGAUGGAGGACUAAUGGAAAAUGCAUUUGAGUUCAUUAAGCAAACUGGUGGAGUAACAACAGAGAACAACUACCCCUACCAAGCCCGACACAAGUCUUGUGACUCAUCGAAGAUGAAUGAUCCUAUGGUACAAAUUGACGGUUAUGAAAAUGUUCCACAAAAUGAUGAAAAUGCCUUGAUGAAAGCUGUUGCAAACCAACCUGUAUCAGUUGCAAUUGAUGCUGGUGGCAAGGAUUUCCAGUUCUACUCAGAGGCAAUAUUCACCGGAGAUUGUGGCACAGAGCUGAAUCAUGGGGUGGCAAUUGUGGGCUAUGGAACAACUUUGGAUGGUAAAAAAUACUGGAUAGUGAAGAACUCUUGGGGACCUGAAUGGGGAGAGAAGGGUUACAUAAGGGUGCAACGUGGGGUUAAUGCAGAAGAGGGACUAUGUGGUAUAGCCAUGGAGGCCUCUUACCCCGUAAAACUGUCCUCAAACAACAACAAGAAGACCUCCUUCAAAGAUGAACUGUAAAAGUGUCUUAUUUCAGAAUUCAGUAGAUUGCUGUAGCCUAUGUAGUAAACUUUGUGAUCAGGUUUGUUUGUCACAUUAAACGCAUAAAUCUGUCUCGUUUUAUAGGUGCUAAUGCGAGGAUAGACUAGUGUAAUGUAUCCGUUUGAUGUAUUUGUUUGGAUGACAAAUAUGUAAAAGCUCUUUGAUGGUUGAAAACUUGAAAUACAAGGUUGAAACUUGCUAAA
This is a messenger RNA of Quercus robur (English oak), 2503 nucleotides long. Its product is annotated as vignain-like. Gene Ontology annotation, cellular component: lysosome. Lineage: Eukaryota; Viridiplantae; Streptophyta; Magnoliopsida; Fagales; Fagaceae. The transcript has 4 exons. Bases 1203 to 2279 code for a protein of 358 amino acids. Gene Ontology annotation, molecular function: cysteine-type endopeptidase activity. The record is from RefSeq and is a predicted model, not a curated record.